Molecule: messenger RNA, 948 nt
Organism: Fukomys damarensis (Damara mole-rat)
Lineage: Eukaryota; Metazoa; Chordata; Mammalia; Rodentia; Bathyergidae
Product: olfactory receptor 8H1
Exons: 1
Coding region: 1-948 (315 amino acids)
Biological process (GO): G protein-coupled receptor signaling pathway; sensory perception of smell
Cellular component (GO): membrane
Molecular function (GO): olfactory receptor activity; G protein-coupled receptor activity; odorant binding
Source: RefSeq, a predicted model, not a curated record
AUGGGUAGAUGGAACUCCACCAGUGUGCCUGGCUUCAUUCUCAUGGGGCUGACAGAUUCUGCAGAGACACAGCUGGUCCUCUCCGUGCUCUUCCUCCUGAUUUACCUGAUCACGGUGCUGGGGAACUUUGGGAUGAUAUUGGUCAUUCGCCUGGAUCCCCAGCUGCACACCCCCAUGUACUUUUUUCUCACUCACCUGUCAUUUCUCGACCUCAGCUACUCAAGUGUCAUCACGCCUAAAACCUUGCAGAACUUACUGACUUUCAACAAGAGCAUCUCCUUCCUGGGCUGCUUCACCCAGAUGUUCUUUUUUAUAGUCUUUGUUGCCACCGAAUGUUUCCUUCUCUCCUCCAUGGCCUAUGACCGCUAUGUAGCUAUCUGCCGCCCCCUGCACUAUCCAGUCAUUAUGUCCAGAAGACUGUGCUGUGCCUUGCUCACUGGCUCCUAUGUUAUUGGUUUUGUUGAUUCUUCUGUGGUUGCAAUUUCCAUGAGCAGACAGCGCUUCUGUGACUCUAAUGUCGUCCAGCACUUUUUCUGUGACUCAUCUCCAAUUUUAGCCCUGUCUUGCAGCGAUACAUAUGAGGUUGAAAUCAUUAUACUUAUUUUUGCUGGCUUCUCCCUAGUAGUGUCCCUCAUCACCAUAUCCGGAUCCUAUCUGUCCAUCCUCUCCACUAUCCUGAAAAUUAAUUCCACUGAAGGAAAGAAAAAAGCCUUCUCCACCUGUGCCUCCCACCUCCUGGGAGUCACUAUCUUUUAUAGCAGUAUGAUAUUUACAUACCUAAAACCAAAGAAGUCCUACUCCUUAGGAAGAGAUCAGGUGGCUUCUGUGUUUUACACGAUUGUGAUCCCCAUGCUGAACCCUCUCAUUUACAGUCUCAGAAACAAAGAGGUAAAGAACGCUGCCCUGAGAGUCCUGCUAAAGAGAGUGGUUUCUAGACAAUUAAAAUAA